AUGAACGCGAUCCAACAAAAAUGUCGCCCGAAGCAUCAAGUCCUGGUGCUCAAGUGCUACCCGCGAACAAAUAAAGGCGCCGUUGACGUCAAGCCUAACUCGAGCGAGUUGAGUUACCUGUUGUUCUAUGCAACUUCCCGCCGCUCCAAAAUUCAAAAAAUCGGUUCUUUUCUGGAAAAGAAGACGGCCAGCGAUGUCUGGCGUCUGCGCAUCGGGUUUGUCCACUCCUCCCAAGGCCCUCGAGGCAAUGUUGUUUCUGACCCGAUACCCUUUAGAAAUGUCCAAGUUACCCUCCGGAUUCUCACGGCGCUGAUCGAGAAAGCACCCAAGGACCUGCCGCUCGUGGCCCCCAAUGUGCUCAAAAUCCUGGACCUUAUCCUUGGCUCGAAGGACAUAACUAUGGUCGAGUCCUCCAUUCCUACUUUCGAGGCCUUUUGCGAAAACCACGAUGCCUCCUCUUCCUUUGCAGACCAGGCCUACCUUGCCCAGUACGAAUCUAUUGUCCGCACCUACGCCUCGCUCGCGUCGACGCGCCAAAACCCUGGAAAAGGAGCUUCGAGCAAGCCUGUGCUGAUGCGAUGGAGAAAUGCCGGCCUCGAGGCCAUCAGGAGCGUCUCCUCUUCAGAAGCUCUGUCCACCGUUACUGGCCGUCAGUUUGAUGUGAUCGUUCCUGUCAUCUUGGAUAAUCUUUGGUGGGACGACGACGAGCUGCUUGACACAUUGCUGUCGCGCAUACAGAUGGAAGAAAAGGUCCAGACCGAGAAGCUUCGCCGUAGGACGAGCACCGCAACUGUAGAGACUGGCGGCACGGGCGGCGAAGCCAACCCCAUUGCUCUGACAGGUACCGCAUUCGAUGUGGACAAGCUGGCGGAAGAGGACAUUGGGGUUCUCGCCAUGCAGUGUCUGAAGCAGAUCUUCGUCGUGCCCAACCGGCCGCAGAUCCACUCCGCCACCGGGUCCCUCUUCCAGUUCAUUGAGAGCCGCGUCACAAACGGCAACACGGUCGUCAAGACGGACGAAAAGUCUGGCAAGGACCACGGAUGGGCGAUUAGCAUCUACAGCGCCAUCGCUCGAUGGGCUCCCGUGCAAGACCGCUACGUUAUUCUGGUGACCGCUAUGGAUCAUCUCUUGAAGGCGCCUGUCAAGGACGAUAAUCUCAGCCUGCAUCUCGCAUUGACGGCCAUGAUUGGAUCCCUGCUGCGUUCCGAUGUCAACUUAAUUGGGCUGAGCGCCAUGGACGUUCUGCUGGGGCUAGUUCAGCAAAUGAAGAAACUCAUCCAGCUACCUGGUGGCUUUGGUAGAGUGGAAGGCGAGGCCGAAGAAGCCCCUUCUGCUCUACAGGGCGCUGGGGAUGUGUUUGCACAACGCAGAGAACUGCUCGAGCGAAUCCAGAUCUGCAUUGGAGACCUCGCAACACACGUCUACUACGCAGACCAGAUCUCGGACAUGAUCUCGACAAUCCUCCUCCGCCUCAAGCCUUCAAAAUCAUCGAGCACCAGCUCCUCGCCCCAGGUGGAAAACGCCGAACAGCCAUCCUCGGAUGAACUGAGCUCUAGCCAGCCUCAGCUGGAAACAAUUCUUUCUCGUAACGUGGGCAAGACGGCCGCCCUGAAGGCUAUCAAAAACAUUCUCCUUGUCGCGAACCCGCGGGCGCAGAUGUCUGGCAACCUGAACCUGUCAAGAAACAGGGUCCCAAUUCAGGUAUGGGAAAACACGCACUGGCUCCUGCGGGAUCCGGAAGGCGAGGUCAGGAAAGCAUAUGUCGAUGCACUUCUGACAUGGCUCGACCGCGAAACGACAGCGGCCGACUCCACAGCGCGGGACGAAAGCGCACAACAUUACCGAUCUUCGCUUAAGAACAGCCGCGAGCUUCAGCCGGCGAACGUUGCCCAACGUGCUGCCUCGAACGCAUCGAACCGGGAGAAGCCGUCGCGGCAGCGCACGCAUUUCCUCCAGCUUUUGCAUAUCGCCAUCUACGAUAACGCAUUGCAAUAUGUCGACUAUGAUCCGGACAUUGUUCUCCUCCACGUUCUUCUCACCAAGCUGGUGGCCCAGCUAGGCGUUAACGCGGUCCAGUACGGAUUGCCAAUGGUGUUCCGUCUUCAGGAAGAUAUUCCAGAUGCGGAACUUCCAGUGCAGAAGGUUCGUCUUGGCAGUCUCUGCCACGGAUACUUCUGGGCAGUGACGGAGAAGUUUGACAUCGAGAACUCGGCCGUCGGGCGCGCAAUCACCAACGAAGUCAUCCGAAGGCGCAGUAAGCAUUUCUGGACCGAGGGCGUGGCCAUCCCUCCCCCAGGGUUGGACUUUGUUGGUACCCCUGGUGUUCCCAAAUUGCAGACAAAAUUGCCCUCCACCGAGGUUGAAAGUGAAGCGCUCUUGCCGUUCGACGACCGGGCAUCCUUUGUCGAGAGCAUCGCCGUGAGUUAUGCGGACACAAGCGCCUCGCCGCCAACCAGCCCUCCCCAGUCCCCCGGACGCAACUUCUCGCAUCCCAUUCUCAGCUCCUCGAUUACAACAGCACCUGCAGUGCCUGGGACGGGUUUGCCCACCGCGUUUCGCGAGCAUAUGCUGACGGACUGGUCGAGGGAUGCGGCUAUGUUGGCGUUGCAAACGGGAAGCAAAUCGGAGUCACUGGCUGGCUCAAAGACUGGCACGAUGGGAACCAACCGACACCACCUCACAGUUAACGGCGCUAAUGGACACGGGCAAACGGGCGAGUCGUCUCCGCUCGGUAGCCAGCGCAACCUCCGGCCGAACUCAUCCCAAGUGCCCGGGGGCUUGUCUCCAAUGAGGCAGUUGCGCAAGUCCAGUGUUCGGAGUGGUGUUUCGCCUUCGCCGUCGGACUCUAGUCGGGGCGUGGUCGCAUCCGUCGACCAGCUCAAGAUGGUCUUGACAGGUCAAGUGCCGGCAACACCUAUUGGCACCUCGGCUGGGUUACACCAUGACAGUGAUAGCGACAGUAUGGUCAGCUACGAGUUCACGCCAUCCGAGCUCAGUUUCAAUCCGGCAGCGUCCCAGACAGAAAACGGCGACGGGGCUUCCCUUGGGCGGCAACGGUCAUCUUCUCAGUCACGUAAGGGUGGACCGCUGAACUCGAAUCCCUUGUACGAUCACAACGAGAACGAGGAGGUGCCGCCCGUGCCACCGCUGCCUAACCAUCUUGGAGGGCUGACAUCUUCGAUUUCUAUUCAGGAUUAUGCGGUCAAGCCAGCGAAACGAAACCUGAGCAGCCGCGGCGGCGACAGUUUGUAUCAUGGGUCAACCAAAGGGGAUGGGAGCUUCUCAAUGGUCUCGGGCGGGGGAAUGGACUUGCACGAGCUUCUAAACGGAAUCGACAGCAGGGCGGGAGAGCUCAGUUUAGGGAACGUCACAAAGCCGCCUUACUAA
Molecule: messenger RNA, 3387 nt
Organism: Colletotrichum higginsianum IMI 349063
Lineage: Eukaryota; Fungi; Ascomycota; Sordariomycetes; Glomerellales; Glomerellaceae
Product: Protein efr3
Exons: 1
Coding region: 1-3387 (1128 amino acids)
Biological process (GO): protein localization to plasma membrane
Cellular component (GO): plasma membrane
Source: RefSeq, a predicted model, not a curated record